Polypterus senegalus (gray bichir) is the source of this 3389-nucleotide messenger RNA. RefSeq names its product dihydropyrimidinase like 4 (gene dpysl4). Bases 138 to 2177 code for a protein of 679 amino acids. The record is from RefSeq and is a predicted model, not a curated record. The transcript has 14 exons. Gene Ontology annotation, molecular function: hydrolase activity, acting on carbon-nitrogen (but not peptide) bonds, in cyclic amides. Gene Ontology annotation, cellular component: cytoplasm; cytosol. NCBI's taxonomy places the organism in Eukaryota, Metazoa, Chordata, Cladistia, Polypteriformes, Polypteridae.
AGAAACACUGGCGCGCAGUCACUCUCUGACACAAGCCGACACGAUGGCUCAAAGGACAGAGUUUACCAUCGCGUAGCUUCUUUGGAAACUUUUCUAAAGCCCACUGUAGAGAAACUUCGCCGUCCAAGACAGGCAGAAUGGCAGAAAACAUUACCCGAGUGAAAGAAGACGACGACGUGUCUUUAGUGUCAAAACUUGGAAGCAACAGCCCAAAACCUAGAGUCAAAUUCGGUGGCAUGUUCUGCAACGUAGAAGGAGCGUUUGAGAACAAAACCAUCGACUUUGAUUCCUUCAGCGUUGGGAGAAAAGGUGUCAACAAAGUGAAUUUCGUGGAGAGAAACCAAAAGUGCUCAACAGACACGAAGGAGCCGAGUGAAAAGCGCAAUGGAACGAGUCCUAACCCUGGUGUCGGUGGCCUCCGUGAACAAGAGGAACCAGUGGACAUCUUAGCAGAGACGCAGUCUUUGUAUGAACAUUGUGAUCUGGAGAACAUGAAACUGAGUGAUCGAUUAGUAAUCAAAGGAGGGAAGAUCGUUAAUGAUGACCAGUCUUUUUAUGCUGACAUUUAUGUGGAGGAUGGGAUAAUCAAGCAAAUAGGAGAGAACUUGAUUGUCCCUGGAGGGGUGAAAGUGAUCAAUGCUAGCAAUUACAUGGUGAUCCCUGGAGGAAUCGAUGUCAACACCAACCUGCACAUGCCUUACAUGGGAAUGACCCCAGCAGACGACUUCUACAACGGGACAAAGGCCGCACUGGCCGGAGGAACCACAAUGAUUAUUGACCACGUUCUUCCAGAGCCUGGAUCAAGCCUCCUAGCAGCGUAUGAUCAGUGGAGAGAGCUGGCUGACACCAAGGCAUGCUGUGAUUAUUCUCUACAUUUGGACAUUACACGCUGGCAUGAAAGUCUCAUAGAAGAAAUAGAGGCAUUAAUUAAAGACAAAGGUGUCAACUCAUUUCUUGUUUUCAUGGCUUACAAAGACAAGUAUCAAUGCACAGACUCCCAGGUAUACGAAAUGUUCAGUAUUAUGAGAGAACUGGGUGCCAUUGCUCUUGUCCAUGCAGAGAAUGGAGACAUCAUUGAAGAGGAGCAGAAACGAUUGCUGGAGUUUGGGAUUACAGGCCCUGAGGGACAUGUUCUUAGUCGACCUGAAGAGGUAGAAACUGAGGCUGUGUACCGCGCUAUAACUAUAGCCAAGCAAGCCAACUGUCCAAUCUACAUUACAAAAGUGAUGAGCAAAGGUGCGGCUGAUGUCAUUGCUCAAGCAAGACGAAAAGGCAUGGUUAUCUAUGGAGAGCCGACAGCAGCCAGCCUGGGGACUGAUGGGUCUCACUACUGGAGCAAGAACUGGGCUAAAGCUGCUGCUUUUGUCAUGUCUCCUCCAUUAAGUCCAGACAUCUCCACUCCUGACUACCUCAACUCUUUGCUGUCAUGUGGAGAUUUGCAAGUUACUGGCAGUGCUCAUUGCACCUUUACAACAGCGCAGAAAGCUGUUGGCAAAGACAACUUCACACUAAUUCCGGAAGGAGUCAAUGGAGUUGAAGAACGGAUGUCAAUAAUUUGGGACAAGUCUGUGGCAACAGGAAAAAUGGAUGAGAAUGAAUUUGUUGCAGUAACCAGUACAAAUGCUGCUAAAAUCUUCAACUUUUAUCCACGAAAAGGAAGGAUUGCUGUUGGCUCGGAUGCUGAUCUUGUCGUCUGGAACCCAAAGGGCACAAAGAUCAUCUCUGCCAAAUCUCACAUCUCGGUUGUCGAGUACAACAUCUUCGAAGGGAUGGAGUGUCGCGGAGCCCCAGUGGUUGUAAUAAGUCAGGGGAAAAUCGUCUUGGAGGAAGGUAACCUCCACGUAACAGAAGGGACUGGUCGUUUCAUACCGAGGAAAACAUUUUCUGACUAUGUUUACAAAAGAAUAAAAGCCAGAAAUUGGAUGGCUGAAGUUCGAGGUGUGCCUAGAGGAAUUUAUGAUGGGCCAGUGCAUGAUGUUACAAAAGCAGUGCCAUCCACCCCUUCAUCAAGAGGUUCAGUAUGCCCUGGCAAAGCCCAGAUGGUACCUGUUCGCAACUUACACCAAUCAGGAUUCACUUUAUCUGGUACUCAGAUGGAUGACCACAUUCCUCGACGCACAGCCCAGCGGAUUAUGGCUCCUCCCGGUGGUCGCUCCAACAUUAACUCCUUGUCUUGAUUCUUGUCUCUGUGUUUUCAUGCUCCUUGACUUCAGUUUGGUCGAUAGCCCGAAGUGUCAAACACUGCCAAGCGCCACAUCCAGAUUAAAAAAAAAGGGGAAUAAAAAGGUUUUGCCAGUUCCUUUUUAAUCUUACGGACUGUCAGAAUGAAACCGUGGGUUGACUCCCAAUGAACAAAUCCUUCUGUUUCCUAUACAAUGAAAGUUGACAUCAUGCCUUAGAAUUUUGACUACUGUAUGAAACGCAUGUGACAAAAAGGUGUUUUCAACAAUUACGGUGGAAUCUUCCAAACUUGUUCUGUUCAAAGCGGUGUCAAUGGUUGUGAUCCUUUUCUAAAUGCGUCACUUGAAUGAUUUUGUUUAUAUGCACCUGCUUACCCAGCAUCAGCAGAAAAGCUUGAUUUUAGUUAUGGUAGUAAUUUCUAGCAAGCCAGAAUAAAGCCAAACAUCCACACUUUCUAUAUCUCCCCCGUGUUCAGGAACCGCCAUUAUUAGAUUCACCCGUUAGCUUGUCCUUUAUUUAAUUCCUUAAUCUGCAGUUCGCUAUUUAUGUGUUAUUUUCAAAGCUUCUUUACGUUUCAAAGUCUGCAAACGCUCUCCUCCCGUUCCAUUUAUGUUGUUGUGUGUACGAGUAUACUGAGAACAAACUCGCCUACCGUGUAAUGCGGCUUUCGGCUGCACUGCAUCAUGGCGGAUGAAGACUUAACCCUCCAUACUGUGGACAUGUUUUUUUUAUAUAUACAGUACAUAUAUAAAUAGGUAUUGAUAAAUUUGUUUUCUAUAUAUAUUUUUAUCGGUGCUAUAUAACCACAUAUUCUACACUUCUGGUAUUAUUAGCAGUAAGUAUUGUACCCAUGAUGGCAUGUGACAUGUAUUACAUAACAGCAUGAUGACAUUUGUGGACAAACGGAGAACGGGGCGCACCAGACAACACACAGUUAUUUAUAAAAGCUCUUUUGUCUACAACUUUGAUGUGAUUUUUUUCUUCUUAAAGGUUUAAUGUGUUCUUAUACCUUUGUAAGCCUAAUAUUUCUACUUUGAUUACAUACUAAUAUGACUUGAAGGAUAAAGUAAUGUUUCUCAAAAACCUCCAUCUGUACUUUUGAACUGAAUGGUGAGCGACACAGUGUACUGUAUUUAUUGAUAAAGAAAAGGAGACAAAAGCAUUACAGUCUUUGGCUGUCUCUUUCUGUAGUGAUUCCUUCAUUCUCC